UGUUGCUUUGGCCAUUUCAUUUGAAGUCCAACUUCGUCCUGUCCGCUGAGGCAUGAAAUUUCUCACAAUUUUGGAAGAAUGAAAUGCAGCUCCUAAAUUCGAAUUAAUUCUCUGUCACUUCCAGAGAGAUUAGUAUUCUGGGUAUCUGCCGAAGAGGAAAAAGAUGAGGAAGCUGAGAUGGGCAAUGGACGCUGCAGGGUUUUGGGACUUGGAUUUAUCGACGCCGGUGACCCUCGACGGUCAGGCACGGCCGGUUCCCGGAGACCCGCUUCCCUUGGGAGCUUCUCGGAGUCCUCGGCUUUCCAUGCCCGGACAAGUCGAUUUCUUUCAGCGCUUCAUGGCCGCUCCCUUUGUCCCUUCAUUGGUCGCCGGCCGCGGCUUCUUGCUUCAGCGGGCGCUUUCUCUUAACCUCCGUGAAAAUUGGUUUACAACACUGCUUGGUCAGCUAAAUGUGCAGAAACUUAUCUCUUCUAUUAGAAACAAAGAAUCUGUACACCCAUCAGAAUCCUCGUGGCAUCAAACUGUUAGGAGACACCUUUCUGACAAAUCCCUUUAUGCCCUUAAUCUUUGUUCAGAGCUUUUGCUAACACCAGAGGAUAUUUUACUUGUUAGCUUAGAAGCGCAUGGUGAUGUUAAGACUGCUCGGAAGAAAGCAGUUCUUCACCACAAGUUUCCACAGCAUGAUCUUACUGUUGAGGCGGCUUUGCCUGGACUGUACAUUGAUCAGCUUGGAAAUUAUUGGGACGUACCGUUUGCUCUUGCCUUUGAUCUUGCGUCAGUUGCUUCUGAGUCUGGUAUAAGUUAUCAUCUAUUAGUCAACCACAAUACGGGUUCGCCUAAACAGUGUCAAGGCCAGCAGCCUGCCAAAGAAAUACCCCCUUCUUUACUUCCGGGUUUAUGUGCCAAAGGUGCGGUUUCCUUGACGAAAAGUGUUGACCUCUGGAGAAGUGAAGCGCCUCUGUUGAAAAUGGUGCAACCGUAUGAUAUAUUGUUGUCCAGCCCUCACAUUUCUGCCUCGGGCACACUUGGCUCUGUUGUAUCUGCAUAUCUAGGAGAGAAUUCAAUUAGAUCACAAAGUGAGGAUGGGUUACCAGCUUUCAAAAACUUUUCACUUCGAGCCCAAGGAGCAAAUGCUGCUCUUUCAGCGGAUCUAUUUGCAUCCUUCUCCCUGACUGCACAGCAUGGAAAUUUCCAAAAGCCCUAUCUGGAUUUAACUCGGUUACAUGCACGCCUUCUUAUCCCAUCUGGGUCAAAUUUUAUUUCUGGUGCGGUUUCUGUGGCACGUGAUCUUUACAAGUCUCAAAUACCAAUUACUGAAGCAAUCCAAGCAGUUUGUCCCAAUGUCAUGCUUUCAUUUCAGCAGCAGAUUGCCGGGCCUUUCAGCUUAAGAGUUGAUUCAGAAAUAGCAAUCGAUUUCAAGGACUUUCGUCCUAGAGUAAAGAAUCCUGUAUUCGCACUCGAACACUCCUUGCCAGUUCUUGGCUCUGCCAAGGCUGUCGCUUGGUAUUCACCAAAUCAACAAGAGUUCAUGGUAGAGCUUCGGUUUUUUGAGAGUUGAGAUUGCUUGGUCAAGAAAGAGCAACAAAUGGAGCAUCUAGUUUACUUAAUUUCUUCAUGUCAGUGCAGCUACCUGCCUAUUCUUUUAGUGCAUCUUCAAGAAUUGUAAUUUUCAGAAUGACACUCUUUUCCCAUUCACUUUAUUAUGGAGUGUUUUUUCUCACAUCUGUAUUGAAUUUACAUUCUCUUUAUGUAAAUGGGUCAUUCAACAUUUCAACA
This is a messenger RNA of Ipomoea nil (Japanese morning glory), 1776 nucleotides long. Its product is annotated as protein TRIGALACTOSYLDIACYLGLYCEROL 4, chloroplastic. Gene Ontology annotation, biological process: ER to chloroplast lipid transport; acylglycerol transport. The transcript is spliced from 5 exons. Lineage: Eukaryota; Viridiplantae; Streptophyta; Magnoliopsida; Solanales; Convolvulaceae. The coding region runs from base 164 to 1558 and encodes 464 amino acids. The record is from RefSeq and is a predicted model, not a curated record. Gene Ontology annotation, cellular component: chloroplast envelope. Gene Ontology annotation, molecular function: phosphatidic acid binding.